Saccostrea echinata is the source of this 3418-nucleotide messenger RNA. RefSeq names its product protein moonraker-like. The transcript is spliced from 19 exons. Gene Ontology annotation, biological process: centriole replication; protein localization to centrosome. The record is from RefSeq and is a predicted model, not a curated record. The coding region runs from base 229 to 3237 and encodes 1002 amino acids. NCBI's taxonomy places the organism in Eukaryota, Metazoa, Mollusca, Bivalvia, Ostreida, Ostreidae. Gene Ontology annotation, cellular component: centriolar satellite.
AUGGCACUCUAAAACAUUUGCUUACAUUGAGCAUUUGUGAUUUUGUAUUGUGUAGUCACCUGAGACAAUACCGCAGGCAGUACGCAAAGAGAUCGCAUUCGAGAAUAUUGUUCACAACAGCAUGUUCAUACUUGUGCGAGGAGCAGGUCGCAUGAAUAAAUGAAUAGUUGAGACAGUGCGUCUUUUUUCACAUGAAUUAACUUCAUGUACGUGUAAUAAGGACUUAUUAUGGCAUUUCAACAAAACCAACUACAGUUCAACGUUGGUGUCCCAACAUACACAGAAAAUUUAGCCUUUCGUCACCAUCGACCUGGAGCAAUUAUCGUAGAAAAACCUGUUGUACAACAAGCUUCGUCUGUGUUUAUCCCGCGACAAAAUGUUUCUCACGUCACUCGAGAGGUUAAUUCAAGUUCCUUGUCAAGUGAUAGAAUGGAAAUAGCAUUGAAACUGGCCCAGAGAGAUAUAAAAAAACAGAGAGAAUUAGAGAGAAUGCAGGCACUGAAAGGAAAAAGUAGAUCUCCAUCACCAAAAUCAUCUCGGACAAGGACAAUUCCAGGGCAAAGAUUUUGGAACAAAAAUCAAAGAAGGCGUGAUCCCAAAAAGGAAAACCGAGUUUUAACAGUACGAGAGCAUGACAGGAAUCGCCAACCAAAAGAAACUCGAACACAGACCCCACCCAGAGCACCAAAGUAUGAGGGGAGGGUACCAGAUCCAAACUUUCCUGUUUCAUCGAAUUCCCCACCAUCAAAAGACACAGACUUAAAAAUUUAUCCAAUAAGAAAGCUUCCUCCAAGUGACCAGCCAGCCAAAGAGAUCGAAAGGCUUCAGCGAGAAAUGGAAUCUUAUUUACAGCAGAUACAGGUCAUUGAGCAGAGAGCAAUGAGGGAGCAGUCCAUGGAUUUUCUUCAACACAAGUCUAAGAAGAAGAAGGGUUAUCUCCCAGACGAGGAGGACAGUGAGAGGAAACAGGUUCGAAGUGAAGAGAUCCAAACUCGAGCUGCGAGACAGCUGUAUGUUCUUAGACAGCAGGUACGAGAGGUUCAGAACCAGCUAAUCAGAGGGGAACCAGACAAACUGAAGCACACUAAGAAAAGCCAGAUCAUGGCACGUUUGGCCGCAGCCCACCGUGGAGCGGUGAGAGCAGUCCAGUCAUUUGUAAACAGCUUACCCUUCACAGAUCUACAGAGAGGACUACCCAGCAGUUACCAGGAGUUAGCCCUCCUAAUCAGACAGAUGUCACUUCUGAGCACCCAGCUUAGUGUGGAUGACAAGUCCAGUGUCCAUCAAGAUCUGCUGACCAUGCUGGACAGAGUAGAUGAGUUGAACAAGGCUUGGUGUGCAAAAGUCCAGACCUCUGGUAAAGCAGAAGGUGGUUCUCGACAGAAGUCCCCUCCCCGGCCUCCAUUUGAAGUCCCCAAACCUGUCAAUCAAACCAAACCAACAUUUGUAUCACAUAAAGGCAAAGAGAACAGAGCUAGAAAAGGUGUUUUGAUCACCAGGAAACCAGCCAAAGUUACAAAAAGAGCACAGCAAGGUAGAACACUGACACCAGAGAGGAGGGCAACUCUACAGGCCGGAAUAGCAGCAUUGAUGCAGGGAGAUAAACAGAAGAGCCUCACUGAUCUUACAGAGGGAGGUAAACAGACUAGCAAUGCUGGAAUGGCCUGGGAGAUUCCAAUAAGUAAACCCAAAAAGAGCCUCAUCAUCCCAGGAAAAUUACAAGCUAAACGAGACAAGGCUCAGAAACCUGUGAUCAAGUCUGUGCCAGAGACACAUUAUGCUGACCCCACCGUGGCCUCCCAGCUCAAAGUGACCACCCCUUACUUACAGGGAACAGUCUUAGAGAGGUCGUUUUCUGCUCCUCCGUCCCCAAGAGGUUACAAUAUCAGUCCAGAUAGUCCUUUACAUGGAGCCUGGAAACCUGCAGGUAAAACUCCAACUCAGACGAGGAGAACUCGGUCUCAGAGUCCACAGUCUGCCCGACGAAAGAUUUUGUCACAGGACGUAGAUGAAAGUGUUAUUCAAAACCUCUACCUUGAUGCCUUUUCUAGCCCGAACCAGUCCAUGGAGUUACAGAACAGAGGAAGAUCUCCCACCAGACAAAGACGUCAGUUCAGCAGGUCCCCAGAGGGUUUAGUAACGGAGGCAGAGAUGGCAAUCAGAAUGAGACUGAAACCAUUGUUGGAACAGGCUGAGAAAAUGGCAGCCAGACAGGAACGUUUGUUAGCCACAAAAGAUGUCUCUGCAAGACAGAAGUUAGCAGACAAGGCAUACAACAAUGUUGAAGCUCAUGGAGACGUUCUCGCUGAGAUGAUUUUGAAUGACAUCAUCAGGGACACUGCCGAGGAACUGGAGAAUUUAGAAAUGUCCGAGCGAGCCGGGUGUGAAGCCAUCAGACUACAAAACAACCCCACUCUGGAGAACGUGUUCCAGAGACUAGAGCAGAUGGAGCAAGAGCAGUUUGAGAUCAGAAGGCGCUGGGCCACACUGGAGUUUGAGGAAGCAGGAUCAAAUCUGAGGUCCAAAAGACAAACUGCAUUAUCUCAAGUUUCUAAGCCACAUGCACCUGUUGCCAUGGAAAUCACCAGGAACAGUGGGCCUAGCAUAAUUGGCCAAAAGAACUUGUAUCAACAAGAGUUCAAGGAAGACCAGCCAAUCAUAUUUACAAAAUUCAAACCUGAACCAAAGUUUGUACAGAAUAGAGUUGUACAGGAGGAGGAGGGUGCCAGUAUAGGAGACACCAGUAAAAAAGUGGAGAUAACUCUGGCUAAAAAUGUGGUGGAUAAUAUCCACAGUUAUGUGGAGAAAUAUGAGAGACAUUUGAGGAAAACAUCUCACCAGAUUCAGGGGAAAUUUGAUCCAUGGAAAUUAGUAGAAGAAGUUUCUGAUCAAGUAUUAGAGGAUUGUUUGAAGGAAGUGUCUGAGGAGUUGGAGGAUAUUAAUGAAGCAGCUGUUAACCAACUCUGUAAAUCUGAAUUCAUGAUCAAUACCACCCUGAACAGCACACAGACUUCACCUGGCUUCACCCCCGGGGGUUCACCCCACCAGAGCCCCACCCACUCUCCAGGUGGGUAUGUCUCAGUGGCCUCUCCUAAUGGGGCUGUAAAGGUGGUAGCCUUCAGUGAAAAAGAGGAUCUAGUCUCUGCCUCUCAGGAAGAACUUACAAUAUCAGAGGAAAUGACUGAAGACGAUGAGGAUGAGGAUGAUUAUGAAGAUGAUUAUGAAGAAGAGAACUGAUGAGUGUAGUUGAUGUAAAUUCUAAUGAGUAUAUUUAUAGGCAUGUAAAUUAUUUUAGUUUUAUAACUUUGUAAUUUAUGUAUAGUUAUAUAUUUCAAAUUAUUUGAAAAUACAAUCUGGAAUCUAUAUAUUUACACAUUUACAUGUAGAAAGUAUGAAAUUGAAACAAAAAUUCGAAGAG